CGGGCGCACCCACUGACUGACAGCUCGCGCCUCGGCGCCUCCUAAGGACCCGGCUGCUCGCGGGCGGCGUAGUCGCCGCUGCUGCAGGUCGGACGCCGUUGCCUGCUGCCGGGUCUCCCGCCGUACGGACGCCGCUGCGAUGCCAUAGGGCCACCCAGCUGCCCUAGAAGACUCGCCCUUUGUGGCUACUGUGUGUGCCUGGCAGGCUCCCACCGACGCACCUCAGAGGCUGCCCUGACAGCCUGCCCGCACCAUGGAGGCCCCAGAGGUGCCUGUGGGCUCUCUGAUUGACUUUGGGACUGAGCCGCCAGCCUCCCCUCCCCUGGAGGCCGCACCCCCAGCCCCCCAGGACAGGGACGGCUCCCUGGGCGAUGGUGCAUCUGAGAGUGAAGCCACGGAAUCCGCAGACAGCGAGAACGACAUGGGCGAGUCACCCUCGCACCCCUCCUGGGAGCAAGAGCGCCGCUCCUCCUCCAGCGAGUCCUUCUCCUCCACCCAGAGUGCGGAGUCCACCCAGGAUGAGGAGACCCAGGCACUCCGCGAGUUCAUGUGCAGCUAUGUGGAGAAGAUCUUCUCGGGACGGGAGGACUUAGACCAGGAGGAGAAAGCCAAGUUCGGAGAGUACUGCAGCAGUGAGGAUGGCAAGGGCCGGGAGUGGUUCGCCCGGUACGUGAGUGCCCAGCGCUGCAAUUCCAAGUGUGUGUCUGAGCCGACCUUCUACCGCCUGGUGCAGUCCUUCGCCGUGGUGCUGUUUGAGUGCCAUCAGAUGGAUGACUUCGGGCCCGCCAAGAACCUCAUGACCAUGUGCUUCACCUACUAUCACAGCGGCAAGCCGCACCUGCUGCCUGCGGAGCCCAGGGAGAAGGUGGCUGGCAGCAUCGAUGCCUACCUGAAGUCUGCCAACAGCUGGCUGGCCGAGAAGAAGGACAUUGCUGAGCGGCUGCUGAAGAACACGGAGCACGUGAAGGGCUUCUUCGGGGGGCUGGAGACCAAGCUGAAGGGGCCCUUGGUCAGGAAGAACGAGGAUGAUGAGAACAAACCCAAGGACAAGCAGCCCAAGACUGUGACGGUGCCCAGCCCCGAGGAGGAGCCGAAGGGGGAGAAGAUCUACCUGUACACGCACCUGAAGCAGCAGCCCAUUUGGCACACGCUGAGGUUCUGGAAUGCCGCCUUUUUCGACGCGGUCCACUGUGAGAGGAGAAAGCGGUCCCCCACCACCAGAGGGGAUGCUGGAGAGCAGGAGGACAAGAGGGAGAAGUGGUGCCACAUGACCCAGGAGGAGCGGGACGACAGUGUGCGGUUCAAUGAGAACAUCACCUUCGGGCAGCUGGGCACCUUCACCCACAACAUGCUGGCCUUUGGGCUGAGCAAGAAGCUCUGUGGCGACUUCCUCAAGAAGCAGGCUGUGAUCGGCAACCUGGACCAGGAGCAGUACAAGCUGCUGAGCGACCACAUUGAGCAGAUGGCCGCCGAAUAGGAGACCGAGGGGGGCGCCGCUCUCCGGGCCAGCAGCUGGCCGCCACCCUUGGAGUGGCCCUGCAUGUCACCGGCAGCGCCGGAGCCGCCCUUGCUGCCCAGAACUAGCGAUUAGAAGACCCGCUGCCCGUCCUCCUUCUGCCCUCUGCCCGUGUCUGCACCCCCAUCCGCGUGCCAGCGUCUCGAGACCCCCCGCCCCCAAGUGCCAGGCUUGUGAGAUGAGCCCAAGAGGAGGGGAAGGCGGCCGCAGCCAGGGUGGGCCCAGGGCAGCCUCUGCACAGCGGCCCGCUGAGGGCAGAGUGGAGGCGUGGGCACAGAGGUAGGCCACCCCGCUGAGACGGCCAAGCAGGCACAGAGCAGCUUCAGGGUCAGUUGUGGCUGCUUGGCCUUCCUGUCUCCCUGUGUGUGAUGGGGCUGGAGGUCACAGGAGCCCGGGGUACAGACACUUCUUGUCCUAGGGGCGGAAGGAUGCAGGGCAGGGACAGUCUGCAGCGUGAGACCCGCCACCCUCGCAGGGCCGUGGGCGCCCUGUGCAUCCCAGUCGCCGAGGAGCUUGCAGGGCCUGAGAUGCAGAGAAAGUCGCGCCACACGGGGACGGCACCCAUGAGGGCAGGGAGAGAGUCCUGUGGCCGCUGCAGAGGACGGCGCUGUGCCGGCUGGCGAUAGCACGGCGCGCCCUGGCCUCCCUCUCCAGGUGCCGGACCCGCAGCCCGCUCUGUCUCUUCCCACAGACCUCACAGAUGCAGCCUUUGUCCUGACCCAGGCCUGGACUGCGACCCCGCCACGCCCUGCCCAGCCCUUGGAAGGGUCUCAGCCAUGCUUCCCUCCCUGCCCCUCAAGUACACAUUAAACCCUGCACCCCACUGUCCUCUAGGGAGCGCCUCCCCAAUCGGCGCAGAGCAGGGCUUGCGGCUGAGCCCUGGAGCAUUUGUGUCCCCACGAUGGCCGCAGAGGGGGUGGCAGUGGGGGUUCGCAGCGGGUGGCUUGGUGUGUGCGUCACGUCAGCCAGUCUCAGUCCCCUGCGCCCUCUGGGCCUCUGGGUCUCAGCUGAGUCUGGCCCUCUGCUAAAUCCAGUCAAAUCAAGGGUACAGGCUUCAAUCUCUCUAGUGCCACCUUCUGGACAUCUGCUCCCUGGAGUGAGGGCGCCAGGCCCCGAGGGCAGGCAAGAGGUCUUUCCCACUCCUGGGUGUUCCUGGAAGCGCACAAAGACCUUGCCCAGGGGCCAGGGGUUUAGUUCAGUGGUGCGGCUGCUGCCUGCCUUGCCUUGAUCCCCAGUACCAAAAAAAAGAGGAAAGCCCUUGCCCCAGGUGGUCAGGAUGUGGCCUUGUGUGGUGGUUCUCCAGGGUCUGCUUUCUGGGGAGACGGCACCGGUGGAGACGCUGGAAGCCAGCACAGCCUUGGGCAGGAGCGCGUCUGGCUCCUGGCUUUCCAGGCCCUUGGCCUUCAGGAGUGCCCUUGACCUCUCCAGGCGGCACCUUGAGGAGGAGGAAGGGACGCUGUGUCUUUCCUGGCUCCUGCCCAGCUGGGGUCAGUCUGACUCCGAGAAGUGCGACCUGCAGUGGGCACUGCCAAAUGGGGGCUUGCAGGGCUUGUCCUUAGCAGGGCUCUUUGUGCAGCAUGGCUCUGUGUUUUCACCAUUGUUGGCGAUUUGGGGGUUCCCUAGGCGCCACAUUUAUCCCCCAAAUGUACCUGCUGUGUGUGCACACCACCAUCCCAGCCACACACAGGAGAAUGGGGUUCUGGCAUCUCAGGGGACCUGUGCAGUGACAAGUGCAGACUGCGAUUUUCCUGUUGCCUAAAGAGCAGCUGCAGAGCUCGGAGUGACCAGAGGGGAGCAGAGGAAGGGUAGUGUGGAGAACCAGCAUGCGUUAGCACGGCAGGGCUCAGGUUCGUCCCAAAACGUAGGCUGCAUUUAGAACCAGCACCGCCAGAGCCCCGAGUGAGGGCAGAACGGGGCCCGGCUGGCGCCCACUUCCACAGCGUGGUCGGGGCACAGCGCUCUCACAUCGCGGGGCUGCUGCUGUGAGGCCAGCGCCCCUGUGGGUCCGGGUGUGGAAGGGGCGUCUGUGACCUGGCCAUGGAGGCCGAGCAGGGAGGGACAGAAGGGUCAUUUCCACAUUGUCCAUGGCGCCAUCCUCCACCCGCGUCUCUGGGCCCACGGGCCACCUGCUCCCAGGAGGGCAGAAGAAUCCCAGGGCCUCCGAGGGCCGGGCCACAUCCGGGCCAGUGAGGGCUGCCUGGUUCUGGGAAGCGGGAUGAGGGCAGAGAGGCCUGGCUGUGCCCAUGGGACGGGAUGUCGGCAAGCGGCUCCCGAGGGGCUGCUGGGCCACCUGAUCGACAGCCCCAGGCUCCCCCCGAGCAAAGCCCCUCGCUCUCCCUCCCGAGUCCUGGCGGGGACCCUGCACGGUGACCAGAGGGGCUCCCGUCCCGACCCCUUCCCAUGACCCAGGACGGGGCGGCCCCUCUCUGCCCUGGGCCGGAAGGAUGUGCUCACGGGAUAGACAUGGGGACGGUGCUGGGACAGGGCAGGGCCUCUCGGCAGUGUGUCCAGGUCCCUGCCGGGAGGGCGCAGUGGAGCCUGGGGCUGUCACCUCCAGUGGCCCGGUCCCAGCCCCUGAGGACGCAGUUGGCUGGCAAUCCCCGUGACGCACGGCACCUUCCCGUGCUGACUUCUGUCUCUGUCUCUGUCCCCCACAUGGUCUGGGACCCGCCCUUGCCUCUGGCCUUUGGUCCUCUGUGGUCGCCCCUGUGGUACCAGCAUCUCAUUGUCACUGUUAUGCAAUCCUGCAAGAGUCCCUCGGGGUGAUGUUCUAAAGUGAUAUUUUAAGGCCGAGAAAGUUCCCAGGUUGGAGUUGGCAAAGCAGUGCUGACAUCAAAGUUGUUUCUUGUGAAGAAGAAAAAUAUGUGUGUGUGUAUAUAUAUAUUGCACCUUGGGUGGUCAGAAAGUGGAAACUGAAAUAAAUUAUCUUUUAGAAGAAAA
Molecule: messenger RNA, 4456 nt
Organism: Heterocephalus glaber (naked mole-rat)
Lineage: Eukaryota; Metazoa; Chordata; Mammalia; Rodentia; Bathyergidae
Product: KIAA0513 ortholog
Source: RefSeq, a predicted model, not a curated record